Paramuricea clavata is the source of this 6824-nucleotide messenger RNA. NCBI's taxonomy places the organism in Eukaryota, Metazoa, Cnidaria, Anthozoa, Malacalcyonacea, Plexauridae. The record is from the annotation of a GenBank genome assembly.
AUGCUUUUGAUUUUGGAUUUCGAUGUGGAUCAUAUAUUGACAGCGAAUAGAAUUGAUGAUGAACAUUCAGAUGAUGAACAUUGGUUCUCAGAUGAGUCUGAAGGUAUAUUGUUAUUCAGUUAUUUGUAUGGUUUUAUAAAUUUUUGCUGAGUGCGAUGCGGCCGAUGCCUGUUUGUAUCUAGUUGUGGGUGGUUGUUUAAAACUCUUUCUCGACAACCUGUCUCGUAUUACAUUUCGAAUUCAAUUUUUCUAAUAUAAAUAUCUCGGCGAGUAUUUACCCCCCUUUUAAAUAAAUGCCACCAUUGAAAUCCUCACAAUAUAACCUUUCGAACGGGGGGUCAAGUGCCGUCAAAACAUUACACAAACCGAAACAAUCAUAUAUUUUAUACUCACUGCUUCGCCAAACAUUCAAAGGAGAAAAUGAGAAAAAGUUGAAUAUAUUCUAAACUUUGGUGUCAUUUCCUGAAAGGAUAUGUGUAAAAUACUCUUUGUAUUCAAGCGCUUUCGUGUAGAAAGUUUCGUAUGUAUACGCCGAAUAGAAAUAUUUAUUUUGAAUUUUUAAAGUAUCGGGUUUUACUAGCACGCGCUUGUAUUACGUAAUACUUGGCCAAUAAGGAGCUCCCUUUAGCCGGGAUGACGUAAAACUCACGCGUAUGGGUGCACUUUGACCUGUAGAAUCCAUUUCUGGCAUUUCCAGAGUCACGCGAUACAAGCGUCGCAUUAUUUUGACGGUUUUUCGUCGUAUUUCCGGUUGGGAUUAACGCAUAUUCGGAGCAGAAAUACAAAAUUCGGCACUAAAUGUCGAAUUUUAAAGAUAGAAGCUUGAAAAUAACACUAUACGUGUUAUUUUUAACUGCUUCAUACAGCAAGAUUAUCAGAAUGAGCGUACGUCUCAAUGGGACGAAGUUAUAUUCGGCGAAAGGUAUGUUUAUGUUUAUAAUUUGUCAGUAAUAUUGCGUAAUUUGAUCAUAUUUAUUCAUAUACGAGCUCGUUUGACUUUCAAAGCUCAUAAAUCGCUAUAAUGUUGCCAUUCACUAAAUCUAUCGAUAGGAAUGAGUAGCUAUCGUUACACUGAAUCGAAUGGUGGUAUUUUGGUCCACGUAGCAUUUACCGAACUGAAGAUAUGAACCGCAAAAAUGAUAAAUCUUGAGUGAUUUGUUUAAUAGGGACCUGUCGGGAAAGAGUUAAAUGUGCAAACUGUAAUUUAAUAUUUUUUUUAAAAUUUUCAUCUAAAUAUUGCUGUUUGUAUAUUUUUGCUAAUUUUAGAGAUGACAGUGUAUCAAAUAAUAAUUUCCUUGUUAUGAUUUUGUAGAAAGAGAUUUACUUGAGUGGUUGGCUGGUCUUGAACCUGUUCAAGAUGUAUAUGAUAGUGAAAGAGGUGAUCAAGGUGAUAGGCCAGAAAGUGAUGACAAGUUAAGUGAUGAAGACGAAAGUGAUGGGGAGGAAGAAAUUGCCCACUCUGUACCAUUCAAGUGCAUCGGUGCUGCUCAUGAGAAAAACUACUGACAUCAUUUUGAAAAUUAAGGCAUAAUACCUCGCUCUUCAUGAACAAGAUAAAACAGUCAAUUCAAUGUAAGAAUACGGCCAGCACCAUUGAAUCCAAGGGACCCAAGUGCAAUGGUCAAUUCCAGCUUUUAGGUGAUGCAUGCAGGGGGUGAUGGGAAGUAAGGUUCAUAUUGCUGAUAAUGCUAAAAAAAUAGAAAUGGUGGCCAUGUAAACAUGGAUAGAUAGCUAUUGUAAAUAUUGAAAUAUUUUGGUUGUUUAGGGACCGAUCGUUUAUUACGUCUCAGGGGGGGCGGUGGUUUUUUUUAAAACAUUAUCAAUAAAAUAUGCACCCCCCCAUAUUUUUUGGAAAUGAAAAAAUGACCCCCCUGUUCAACUAUAUAGAUUAAAAUUUAAAAAUAUACCCCCCCCCCAAUUGCACUAGGCAUUUCUAGGCAUCAAACCUCAGUGCAUCAAAUAUUCAAAUUAUAAGGCCUCGCGAAAUUGCUAAUUCAAUAUAAUAUCGAGUCAUAUAUAAAAGCAAGAUUGCGUAUUUUGGCAUUCAAUACAAAACAGGAAAACGUUAUACAAAAAUAUCAUAUUAAUGAAUGAUAUAAACAUGUAAAAGUAAAAAUGCAAUAAUAUUUAUAUAUUAUUAUAGAAUGUAGAUAAAAAAUACCUUUUUUGAAACAUUUUCCGCCAUGUUUUUUUUAGGUGUAAACCAUUGACUGCAAUCAUUCCGUUCAGCGGAGUCACUAAGGGCCUGUUCAUAUGAUCCCGCUUACCAGGACGUCUCGCUUACCAAUGAUCUCGCCGCCUAUCUAUUUUCCUAUAAAAUUUUGCAUUGUGUUCAUAUGAGAAAGCGACCUGGCCCGCUUGCCGAGAUCUCGUUUGAAUUUGCCGAGAUCAUAGGUAGGCGGGAUGCAAAUUUUUCCAUAUGAACACGCCAGCCCGCUUACCUGGAUGAAGUCAAACAAGUCUUGCCGGUUUAAUUUAACACUUUUUACUUGGUUUUAUGUUUGUUUUGUAAACAAGUAUUAAAUAAGCAUCUGAAGAAAUGCUUUUUCUUGUAAAUAAACGAAGAAAAACACUAAAAUCGCUAAGUAUUUGUGUUGCUUGACUGAAAUGUAGAAGUUUUGCAUACGCUAUUAAUUAUAGAACUACAAUGUAAUUUCAUCUCGGCAAGCGGGACGAAAUAUUCCAUAUGAACGCACGGAAAUAUUCGUCUCGGUAAGCGAGACGUCCCGGUAAGCGGGAUCAUAUGAACAGGCCCUAAAAACCAUUGAACUAAACUUUCAACUAUAAAGAGUUGAAUGCUAAGAACUAGAUUCCAGUCUUCUCUAUGCAAAAAUUGCACACAAUGGCGCAAUCUUGCUUGAUUAGUUUGUAUUUGUUUUUCUUUUUUUCAAAUUCAAAAUGGUAGAUAUAUUUUGAAUUUAUCUCAUAAACCAAAUAAAGUCAUUUUAAUAUGUAAGAAUCGUUUGCAAUUUCAAAAUUUAACCCCCCUCUUUUCCUUUCGGGAAACAAAAAACUACCCCCCCAAAAUAACCAUAUUUAAAAAAUUAACCCCCCCUCAAAAACCACCGCCCCCCCUGAGACGUAAUAAACGAUCGGUCCCUUAGGUAGUUUAUUAAAAUUUUUCAGCAUAAUCAGCAAUAUGAUACCUUACUUCCCGUCACCCCCUGCAUGCAUAAAUUAAAAGCUGGAAUUGCCUAUUGAUCUAGACUAUGGAACUGUAUGGACACAUGUUGGUUAUAUUGCUUCUGAACUAUGCAAGUAUUUGCACCCACUAAUUGCUGCAGAUGUCGUGGAUUCUAUGUUCAGUGUAUCAAGUAUAGGGUUGACUUUUUUAAUUAAAAAUAGGAUUUUAUCCAAACAUUUUCAUAAACACAUCUGGGGCCAGUUGUUCAAAGCUGGGUUAGCGCUAACCCUGGGUUAAAAUUUAACCUGCUGUUUUAGUUUGUGUACUUCUACACAUAGAUCUGUGUAUUUCAAAACUUCAGAGAAGUAAACUCCUAUCGAUCCAGACAAGAUCUCUGAAGAAAUAUUUCCAAAUUUAUAGAAAAGCUGUCAGGAAGUUUGCUUCGAAUUUUAGGUUAACCAUGGGUUAAACUAACCCAGCUUUGAACAACCGGCCCCUGAUGAGUGGAGACUCGAGUGGUAGGAAAAAGCAUGAGUGUAUGUUGACAGAUGUUUUUUAUAUAAUAAAUAGCAACUACCAAGCUAUGUUUAGCAAGUUAUUAGUGCAUUUAUUUCAAUUGGCUAACUUUUUUAGUUUUUUUUCCAGCAUUUUUUAAACAAACCAUAGGCUAUGAAUGAUAACUGGGUAUAUCUAAUUAAACCAAUCUGUCAUGUACAAUCAUGCAAAUAAGACUAAGCACAUAAAUAACUGUAAAAAAUGUACUUUAGUAAAUAAAUGAAUAUUUAUUCAUACACUUGACCUACUUUGUGAGUAUUUUUUCAGAUUAAAAUUAAUGCAACAAUAAAACAAGAAGAUGUCUAUUUAUAUAAUAUUUAUUAAAUUGAUCAGAGAUCCCACUUCAGGCUUCAGCUCAGAAACCACUGCCAGCAGGGAAAGAUCCCACAAUAACAUGCCACUUUAGUAAUUUGUUAUAUGAUACAUAAAAACUUAUUUUAUUGCUUUAAAACAAGUGAAGCUCUCUGCUGGCUUGAAAUGGGCUGUUAUGACACUGAUUUGUCCAUGCUGAGGAUUCCGCAGCUCGAUUUGCCACAAAAACCCCAGUAUCAGGCGAUCAGCUCGUCUUGAAAUACGUACACGAUCCAGUUGCGUCGGCCAAAGACAAUAAAACUUUGAAAAUCGCACAGAUAUAAAUUCUAAAAAAAUAUUUAAACAACUCCUAAGUCUUCUAAAUAAUAUUUUAGCACUUUAACAAAAAUUCAUUGAAAAUAUCAUCUUUGAUGGCGCAUUUUCUUUCCAAGGUAUUAGACGCCAUUUUAGCGAACGUCGAGUUGACAAUAGUCACUUCAACGGUCAAUAUCUCGAAAACUGCCGGGGGAUCACCGGGAUCAUUCCAGCAGAUUUAAAGCUUAUAUAUUUUGCUUGACGACUACCAAAAAUGAAGAAAAUCGAACCAUGGGAAUUCUAGAUAUUUCAUUUUAAACAUCGUAAACAUAUUUAGACUUGAGUCAACACGUCGCGGGGAGUCGACUAACUUCAAACAUCAAAAUAACAUUGAAAAUAACAUUUACCUCAGAGAUUUUUGCAGAUAUCACCAGAUCUUUAGCAGUAGUACUACUACACUUGAAAUUUUGCAAGAAAAUUUUAAUAUUAAUAUUUUUUUCCGAUUUAUUUUCCGUUGAAUGCAAAUUUUUCUGUCCAAAUUCUGCAGAUAACACGAUGGAAAAUAGAGCGAUCUCAUUGGUCGAGAGCUCACGUGGCAACUCGCUAAUUGCUUGUCGUACCUCCUCUGAUAUUUGUGCAAGAUAUAAUAAUAUUCAAGGUAAAAAAUACUAUCAGUUACAUAGGUAUACCAGUGCAAUUUCAUAGAUAUAGCCUGUGGGAUAACAGGAUCAUCUCAGUAAUAUUUUUAAUUUAAUAUUUAAAUUUUAUGAUAAUAUUUGUAUUUAUAGUAUGUAUAGUACAGUUCAUACUGCAGAACUUCUUCUUUAUCGUAUAGAUAAUAAUAGAUUUAUAGAAACAAUUGUGACAAAAGUAGCUUGGCAAAUACAAAAUAUUGAGAAACUAGCACGUAUAAGUAUAAACUACACGCGUUAUUAUUGCGCCUUUGGCUUUGAACAAUUAUUCGCCAAGGCGAGGCCGUGAUUAUCGGGGAAUUUGUAGUCUCCCUCGCAGCCGCCAGUUGUGUCAAAUUUGACCAAUCAACUUGACAACUUGUAGGAUUUGUUAUAUAUUUAUUCACUUGCGCAAAAAUACUAAUAGUACUAAUACUAGACGGUAUUGUUCAUCUUUGCAUAAUAGUUUACACCGGUUUAGCGCCUGCCUAAAUAGGCUGUGUUUACAAUGCAUUUUGUCUGUGUCAGUUUUAGCUUUUCAUAAAUGUUUCAGCCAUACUGAACACGAAAACUCUCAUAGUCAUCAUACUUUAUACAAUACGAAUGUAUGAUACAUGCAUUAUUAAUUGGUAGUACUGAUUACUUUAUGAUAAUCUACUAUACAGGGUGUAUAAAAAAAAACGCAACCUCGGAAUUUCCUAAGAAAUCACUUUGCAAUUCUUAAGCAUAAAAGAUUUUACGCCCCUGGGAAUUGAAAUCGAAUUGCUAAUUGAUCAUAUUACUGUUGUUGUGCAUUAAAUAAAUGCAUAAAUUUUGCUUUAUGCACUCGCGUGUGCAGUAAUUUUGACAGUUGUGCUAUUUUAAAUUCCCAGGCGCCUAAAAUCUUUUGUCUUUAAAACAAUGUCGAUUUCUUGGGAAAUUCCGAGGUUGAAACUCCUACCAUCGGUCAGUCAACGACAGAUGUGGUCAACGAUGUCUGUACUGAGGAUAAGUCAUAUUCCAAAUCAACAGUCGGUAAUCCCCAAGAAUUACUGUUGGAAAAGGAAAAGAAGAUUCUGAGAAUUCGGUGGAACUAUGUCAGUGACACAUUUAUGUUCAAUUUUCAGCGAAUUGUCCAAGCAGCUCGAGAACUUGAGCCUACGAAGCGAAAUGUCAUUGGCAUCAUAUCUCGUUUCUAUGACCCGUUGAGAGUUCUCGCAUCCAUAACAGUCAAAUUAAAGAUGUUCUUUCAGGAGCUAUGCCAAUCUAAAGUUGAAUGGGACAAAGAAUUAUCAAGCGAACUAAAGAAGAAGUGGGAGCAUCUUAUCCUAGACUUGGAAAAUAUAAAAUCGACCCUGAUACUGAGAUGUUAUCAAGCGGGAAUCGAAGAAAGGGUUCUUUCUUACAGCCUCCAAGGAUUUGGCGACGCAUCCCUUAAAGCCAAUGGAGCUGUUGUUUAUCUGAAAAUGACUAGCUCACUUGGAACAUUUAUAAGAUUUGUUAUUGCCAAAACAAGAGUCUCUCCAAUUAACAAACAAACCAUUCCAAGAUUAGAAUUUCUUUCAGCAGUCAUACUAGCAAGACUUAUUUCAACCGUUACAAGGGCUCUGAACGAAACCCUAAAGCUUGAUGAUCCAACCUGUUGGACUGAUUCUAAGAUAGCACUGUACUGGAUACUUGGUGAAACCCAAGAAUGGAAACAGUUCAUUCAAAAUCGUGUCGUUGAGAUAAGAAAAUUGGUACCAUUGAAAUGCUGGAGACAUUGCGCCGGAAAAGUAAAUCCUGCGGACAUUGCUUCUAGAGGAGCAACCUCUAGAAGCAGGCGCACUUCAAACCUGGUUAAAUGGUCCUCAAUGGAUGUUCAAGGAUAUCGAAAUCGAGGGAGUUGA